AAUACACUACACUCACUUUCUCUCUUGCUUUUCUUCUCCCUUGCUUGCUUUAUCUCUCGCUGUCUGUCUUACUUGCUGUGUUUUAUGUCUGAAGAGGGAGAAAUAAAAAGGGAAGAAGAAACAGAGGGAGAGAAAUAAAAAGGGCAGAAGAAAAAAAAUGCAGCAACAUCUCAUGCAGAUGCAACCAAUGAUGGCAGCAGGCUAUAAUCCUAACAACGUCACAACGGAUCACAUCCAACAGGGGGGACUUAUUUCUUUUGGUGCUCUAGAUGUGUAUCUGGAUGAGAACAAGUCUUUGAUUCUAAAGAUUCUUGAGAACCAGAACACUGGGAAAGUGAGCGAAUGCGCGGAGAACCAAGCGAGGCUUCAACGAAAUCUGAUGUAUCUGGCUGCUAUUGCUGAUUCUCAACCCCAACAACCCACCAUGCAUGCUCAGUUUCCUAAUGCGGUUCAGCAGGGUGCACACUACCUGCAACACCAACAAGCUCAAGCAAUGACACCGCAGUCAUUGAUGGCAGCCCGUUCCUCAAUGUUGUAUGGUCAGCAACCAAUGUCUGCAAUGCAACAGCAGCAAGCUAUGCAUAGCCAACUCGGUAUGAACUCUGGUGUUAGCAACAAUGGGCUGCACAUGAUGCAUAGUGAAGGAGGCAUGGGAGGAGGAAAUGGGUCAAUGGGUGGUGGGUUUCCUGAUUUUGGCCGUAGUAAUGCCAGUGAAGGUUUGCAGAGCAGGGGGGUUACAAUUGCGAGCAAACAUGAAGUUGGUAAUGCAGAUUCUAACGAAGGGCGAGGUGGUAAUUCAGGAGGCCACGGUGGUGAAGCCGGUGAACAGAUGUAUUUGAAAGGCGGAGAUGAAGAGGGUAAUUAGUAGAUCAUAUGAUGGUAACUGUUGAAAAUUAACAUUAGGCAAGUUUUUUAGAGUUCGAAACAAGUCUUUGGCAGUGACUUGAUGUUAGUUUAGGGUAAGAAAAUGAAGUUGCUGAUCUUUUCGUAGUGAGAUUUACAGAGAGAACUGUUUCUAGCGUCUUAGACAUGCUAUCAUGCAUUAAUGUAUCCUGUAAAUCAUGAUCUGCACACGCUGAAUGAAUUUCAUAUAUUUUCAUCAUGUCUUCGUUUUUGGUGCGGUGGUAUAGUAUUUUACGUCCAUCGUAGAACGGCAUGCUAUUGAACCAUGACUUAUUAGUAACAUUCUUAUUUAAUUUUAUAGAAGACUAGAUUUUGUGCCGGUGGGCGGACUA
Papaver somniferum (opium poppy) is the source of this 1235-nucleotide messenger RNA. Its product is annotated as GRF1-interacting factor 1-like. Gene Ontology annotation, biological process: cell population proliferation; leaf development; positive regulation of transcription by RNA polymerase II. Gene Ontology annotation, cellular component: nucleus. The coding region runs from base 158 to 865 and encodes 235 amino acids. Lineage: Eukaryota; Viridiplantae; Streptophyta; Magnoliopsida; Ranunculales; Papaveraceae. Gene Ontology annotation, molecular function: transcription coactivator activity. The transcript has 5 exons. The record is from RefSeq and is a predicted model, not a curated record.